Molecule: messenger RNA, 2766 nt
Organism: Oncorhynchus nerka (sockeye salmon)
Lineage: Eukaryota; Metazoa; Chordata; Actinopteri; Salmoniformes; Salmonidae
Exons: 9
Coding region: 133-2025 (630 amino acids)
Biological process (GO): inner mitochondrial membrane organization
Cellular component (GO): MICOS complex; mitochondrion
Source: RefSeq, a predicted model, not a curated record
UGUUUGUAUCGGAGCUGUGAGAUUAAACUGGGCGGCGUGUUCUCGGUCCAAAGACCCACGUUGUGGGACAAGAUUUGCACCAAACCUACCUGCACAUUUCUCAAUACAAUUUAGGCACUCUGUACGAAGAGGAUGGGAGGCAACAGCAGCAGCAGCCACGUCUCGUAUGAAGACGACCACGUUACUUUUGUGAAGGGCAUUCGGCUGACUGACAAAGUCAUCAAUCGGAUGAGAGAGGAGUGCCAGGCCCAGAAGGUUGUCCAACCUCGCUCACAGCAGAAUGGACCUGCUUCCACGCUCUCAACAGAACCUGUGGUCCCUGUGUCCACACCGGCCCCCACGGUCGAUCAUUUGGUCUCCCCUUCCCUCUUUAUCCCCACAGCCCCUCCGUCUCCCCCUGUUCAGCCAGUAAAGCUUACUCCUCCACCUCCUGUCACAUUUGUCUCUGCUCCCUGUCCACCUGCGGUCCUACCCACACCUCCCUGUCCACCUGCGGCCCUACCCACACCUCCCUGUCCACCUGCGGCCCUACCCACACCUCCCUGUCCACCUGCGGCCCUACCCACACCUCCCUGUCCACCUGCGGCCCUACCCACACCUCUCUCUCCACCUAAGGAAUCGAUAGUCCGAGCUCCAGCUGUUGAACCCAUUGUUCCACCUCUAGAUACCAAAGUGCUUCCUCAAGGGGCAGAACCAAUACUUCCUCUGGUGCCUUUAGAACCUAUAGCGCCAUCUUUGGCCCCAUCUCCACCAAUAGAAGAACCCGUACUCCUAUGUACCCCUACCACUGAGGAACCUGUAGUUCUGCCGACACUGGCUGAACAUAUUGUCCCACUUGUCCCUAUAGAACCCGUAGUACCACCUAAGCCUGUGAAACCUGUGGUUCUAGCUUCUCCAGUUGUGGAACCAAUUGUGCUGCCUCCAGUGGUUGAAUCUGUUGUCCUACAUCACCCUGUAGAACAGGUAGACCCACUUACCCCUGACCCUUCACCUGUUGAAGCUAUUGUCCUGCCACCUGUUGUGGUUGAGGAAGUAGCAACACCUACCCUCGUAGAACCGGUAGUCCUGCCACCUGUUGUGGAAUCUGUCACCAUUACGACACCACUUGUUGUUGAAGAGGUUGUCCUACCCACACGUCCACCUGUUGCAGAACCUCCACCUCCCCCAGUCCUAGCACCUAUCCCAGAGCCUAUUAUGGAGGAACUUCCUCCAGCACCAUGUCCCUCCAUGGAGCUGGCCACCCUGCCUACUGCAUCGGCUGCUAGCAAACAAACUGAUCUCCCUCCCCCUGUAGAAGAGCCCAUAGCUCCCCCUCCUCCUCUCUCUGCCCCAGUAGAACCCAUGGUCAGCAUUCCACUACUCCCUCUCAUUGAAAACGUGGCUGUUGUGACCCCCCCUGUGAUCCCACUGCAACCUCCAUUAGUAGUAGAUGAAGAAGUGCUGAGGAGGCAGAUCCAAGCUGAGCUGACGAAGGGCCUGGAAGAGGAGAUGAAAGUGAAGCGGCAAGAGUUUGAAAAACAGUUGUAUGAGGUGAAGGUCCAGGCCAGAGCCCAGGCUCAGGCUGUAGCCCAGGCUCAGAUCCAGGAGGAGGUUAAGAAAAUCCUGGAUGUGGAGAAGGCAGCGCAGGGAGAGAACCUGAUGGCGGCCAUAGAGAAGGAACGCAUGACCACAGAGGAUGAGAGACUCAUGGCCCAGCUCUACUGGCUAGAGCUUAAGGCCCACAAACUGGAGGAGAAAGAGAACCAGGUGAAGAAACAAGAUGCACUCUUCAGGGAACAGGUCGCCAAGCUGGAAGAAAAGAGUGCUCAGUUCUUCAAAGUCACCACAGAGAACUUCAAGAAGGGCAGAGAGGACGCUCACAACACCUUCAAGCGUGUUGACAUCAAGCCAGUGUGUGGUGACCUGCAGAGUCAGAUCCUGAAGUGCUACAGGGAGAACACUGGACAGAGCCUCACCUGCUCUGGCAUAGCCAACUUGUACAUGAAGUGUGUGGACAACCACAAGACUAAGAGUGUUGGAGGUUAGAAGAGCCUAUGGCGUUACUGUUUAACUAGAGGGACAGGAGCUGAACACCAUCAGCCAUCGAGACGCACCAAAAACCAGUUGAACUGUUCUGAGACCAUGACCACUACAGCUGAAGACACUCCUGCUCCACCAUCCCUUCCUCCCAUCCAUGGUAUCUAUAUUACCCCCCCCAUGUCCUGACCCAGUACAGGCUAGAGACUGGUACUGAUGUCAAAGGAUGUGAGAGAGAGCGCACAAUAUGGUUCUUGGGUACACAAAUGGACAGUGCUAUUAGCACUACACUGACGGAAAAUGUACAUUGUUACCAUGACUACACUAUGACAGGAAAUGGAACCGGAAAUGCAACACGUGAACUACACUAUGACAGAAAAUGGACAUUGUUACCAUGACUACACUAUGACAGGAAAUGGAACCGGAAAUGCAACACGUGCACUACACUAUGACAGAAAAUGUACAUUGUUACUGUGACAGGAAAUGUGAGACAUCUCAUCCCUGACUGAAUAUAAAAUGAUUUAUACAUCUCUACCAAUGGAAAUAUUGGGAUUACGGUUUUGUUGUUGACAGCAGUAUGAAACAUAAUGGAAUGGCCAAGUUGUGAAAGAUAUUGUGCAUUGUUUGUUGAGUUAAUAUGCACCUAUGCCUUAAUGUCCUAUCAAAACACAAAUGUUGCCUAUGGGAAAAAAAAUAUUGUAAUUUUGAUCUUUGUUAUAAAAUACAAACUGAUAUGGGGGUGGAAACUGA